Molecule: messenger RNA, 4019 nt
Organism: Dreissena polymorpha
Lineage: Eukaryota; Metazoa; Mollusca; Bivalvia; Myida; Dreissenidae
Product: serine/threonine-protein kinase fray2-like
Biological process (GO): protein phosphorylation; intracellular signal transduction
Cellular component (GO): cytoplasm
Molecular function (GO): ATP binding; protein serine/threonine kinase activity
Source: RefSeq, a predicted model, not a curated record
AUGGGGAAAAAGAUACAAUGUAUAGGGCGCUAUGUGAUGGACGGGGUGGUCUUGGGGAAGGGAAACUUUGCAAGGGUGGAACUGGCCACCCACAUGGUCACGGCCUGCAAGGUUGCAAUAAAGAUCAUUGAUCAGAGGAAGAUCAAGGAGGUCUACACAAAGGAGAACCUUCACCGGGAGCCCCGGAUAUUGGCUCAGAUACGCCAUCCCCAUAUCAUCCGCCUUUACGAAACGCUCAAGGCAACCACACUGUACUGUCUGGUCUUGGAGUAUGCGGCCGGCGGAGAUCUCCUGACCUUUAUCAAGAGCCAGAAGGACGGGCGACUUCCGGACUCCAAGGCGCGCGCUUUCUUCCGACAGCUCGUUUCCGCAGUGCAUUUCCUGCACGAGCGCGGCGUCUCACACAGGGAUUUGAAGAUGGAAAACAUUCUGUUGGACGAAAAGCACAUUAACGUCAAGGUGAUAGAUUUCGGUUUGAGCAACACGUUCACCCCAAAGGAGGGCAUGAAGACUCACUGCGGCUCCAUGGAGUACGCGGCACCGGAACUCAUCGCAACCACGGACAAAUACGGACCGGAAGUGGAUAUCUGGAGUCUGGGGAUAAUCCUGUACAGUAUGGUGGUGGGUAAGCUCCCCUUCCACACGCACUACACGGACCAGUACAGACGUCAGAAGCUGCUCGCGCAGAUUGAACAAGGCCUUACCGAGAACCAUAUCAGAGAGCUCAGUCUUCAUGGGGCAUCCACAGACCUCCAACACCUCUUGACGAAACUGAUCGAGCCGGCAGUGGAGCGGCGCAUGUCGCUGUCGGACUGCGAACUGCAUCCGUGGGUGACCAGCGGGGGUCGGGUCCCGUUCACACCGUUCCAGGCCCUCCCUCGGGACCGACAGGCUAAGACACAAGCUAUCGACGAGUUAGCGGCCAUACUUGAGACCCCACGUGACCAGGUGGAAGCAACUGUGCACGAGAGCAAGUGCGACGACUUCUCUGCCAUGUUUAACAUGCUCCUUGACGCCAAAAGGAAUGAAAAGGGACUGUUCGAUACAGACUUCACACAAAAACAAGAGGCAAGGAAAGAGAAACAAAAGAAAAAAUACCACAAGGGCAAAAAGGACAAGGCUAAGGCAAAACAAGCGACCCCAUCCAUAUUGUGUCCGGACAUCGAAGUUCCGACGGAACCAGAGGAGUUCCAAAAGACGUCGCACAACAGCACAAGCUUCGACCUGAUGGCUAUUUGUAGCGCGCCUACGUGGCUCGGCGGGGAUCGCCGGAAGACGCGACGUCGACGGUCACCAAUGCCACCACCUAGCCCUAUGCCCGUUACAGAGGGUGCGAAGGCUGAAUUGGACGUGCCGUUAGCGGCCGGAGGUCAAGACCUCUCGGCAAGUCUCCUGUCACCAACGCAGGCAUCAACACAGGUUGCUCAACUGCUUAGACGAAAUUCCUCCAGGCGCCGAAGUUACAAAGGAAACAGCACUGGUAGCCAGCCUGGAACUGAGCCGCCGAGCCGAAGCGGAAGUAUCCGUCGGCAUGCCCGCCGGAAGCCAAGUUCGCCUGGAUCUGGCGGGUCAAACCCGAAUAGUCCUCGUAGUCCGAUAGUGAAAGUGAACCCUGAGAUAAAAAUUGACACACCAAAUCAAAGCCCCAUGGCGGCAAUAAAACGUCCAGCGAAUUUGAUAGGACUUAAAGAGUGUUACGACGUCAAAGAACCUAAAGGUCUAAAGCGACAUCAAACGUUGGAUCCCCAUAUGUCGUACUCCUCGUUCUCUCGACGAACGACAAGGAAAACGCGCUUUGGAAGUGAUAAAACAGACGGUGCGGAUAGUGUUCAGUCAGAGGGCUCGUUUAAUUGCUCAACAACUAAUCUGCAUGAGGUGUUUAGUGACGGCUCGCAGGAAGUGUUUUCAAAUCCUGAAUCGCCACCGGGCUAUCGGACAUCAUUUGGGCCUUUUGGUGAUAAAGAACCCACAGUGGAAUCAAAAAUUGCCGCCGCAGAUAUUCGCUCAAUAGUACGACCGAAACACGUACAGAGUACAGUGUUGAACAAUACAAGCAAUCCACAUUUGGCCAAGGAUGAUAAGGCCGUCUUUUGGAAUGCUAACAACAUCACCGGAGAUAAAAAUAAAACUAUGCAAUCAAAACCUUUUGCAAAUCUCUCCGAUGAUGAAAAACUCGAGCGCCAAAUGAAUUGCGACCUUCCAAAGACGGAUAGCGAUAAACGUAUCGAUCAAGAACAGUCAAAACUGUUGCUACUAGAUGCCCCACAUGUGGAUGACUUACAUAGCUCUACUGAAAUGCUUGGAGCAGCAAGUAUGAAACCACAGCGUGCGUCAUACGUAUUGCACGGUGCGGUAGGGUCUAAGAACUUUCAAGAAAAUGAUCACGUUUUCACUUCAUUUUGUGUGGAAGCAGCAUCUGACGAGAAAGGCAAGGGAAUGUACGCUACGUUUGAACGAUAUCAUGAGCCUUUAUUGGCGGAUUUGUAUUCAAAGCGAGAGAAAAUCUCAUUGCAUGAAAACGACAAGAUUCUGAUGCAGGACGCCGACGAUUAUGAUGGCUUCUGUGACAGUAGUGACCACAACUCCUCACAUGAAAACUUACUAGGCCACGAAAGGACAUUGCUCAGGCGAGGCAGAAAUAAACCCGUUAAAUCUAUAGGGAGUGAAAGUAUCUCAGCACCGUUAUUGUUAACCUCGAAUGAACUCGGGUUGACACUCACACCAGGGGAUAGCCCUGGCGAUUCCUUAGCGGAACCCUCCAAAUACGGUUCACUGAUGUCGUCGAGGCGAAGUAGUUCGCCGUCUGUUAGGUUCGUUAUGCCUAACACCCCUUCUCGACAAUUAUUCAAUACCCCUAUUGCACGGAUAGAAAGUUUCCAUAGUGAUGAUUUUGAAACUUAUACCUCGGAUUAUGGUGCAUUUGUGACCGCACGGAAUUCUUCGCCGUCGCCGAACUCAAUUCAAACACCUACAGUUCCGUGCUUUCAGCUGUAUUCGAGGAAAAAGAAACAUAUGUUGACCUCAAAAAGCAAACGCAUGAACGGUGCACGGGAUGGAAAACAGUGUUACCAAGACGAUAAAGCAAGCAGGAAAGACUUCCGGUCUGGUGAUGCCAUGAUGAGCUCCGACACUGACUACGGAAGCGACGGUCAAGUGCCCGACGGCGAAAAACUCCAAUCGUCACACAAGGCCAGGAUAUUUCCAAUGGAAAACUCCGACGACCAGAUUGAUGGCAAGACGAAAAUAAACGACAAGGCCAAAGUGAUCUCUGACAUAGCCGCCAAUCAAAACUCAUCGUGUUCACGGAUACACCAGAAUUCAAACUGCAAAUCCCAGCUUUGGAAGCCAAACCAACAAGAGCAUGAAGCAAAGAAAUCUAUAUGGCACCGGGGAUUCGUACAUUUACUAAAAAAGAAAAAGCAAGCAAGCAGUCGACUCUCUGGCAAUAAUAACAAUGAUAUAGAAAACGCAUCUAGAAACAGGCAAAACAACAGCUCUUUAAAUAGUUCCCCAAACAAUACAGGAAACAAUAAUGCCAACUGUAAUGCCGCUAAUGUCACAAACACACGCAAUGGACAUACGAGAGGGGUGAUUCGAGCGAUCCCUCCCAACACAUUGGAUAUCCAAGCCACCACAGUCCAGAUCACGUGGAAACAGCCUCCGAAACACCACAACAACAUUAAUCUGCCAAAAGUUGCAGAGGCAGGUUUGCCCGAUAAUUGCCCAUCUAUCACUCACAGCCCGAGUCCGGCCUCCAAAACCCGGGUAUUCGAUUAUAGCAAUGUUCCCUCGCACAGUCAUAAGACUAAAUAUAGCAUGCUUAGCUGGAAGGCGUGUCGUGCAUGUACAUUCAGCGCUGACUUGUCAUCUAACGAGGGAAGUGAUGCGAACAUAUCUGACACCAUAUGCAAUCAAGUAGGCAAGGGCGAAAGUUGCAUAAUACCUAUGACAUCACUAAAGACAGGAACCAGCUCCGUUGAGAACGGGAACUCUAGGACUUGACAUCGAGUCGCCAUAAC